AUGACGUCCUCCUCCUCCGAUGGCGGCUCUUCUAGGGUUUCGAUUCCCAACAAUCUCCGUAAAACCCUUCAAAGUAUCAGAGAGAUUACCGGAAAGCAACACUCCGACGAAGAUAUCUUCGCCGUCUAUAAGGAAUCCUUCAAUGAUCCUCACGAGACCGCACAAAAGCUCCUCUUUUUAGAUACAUUUCAUGAGGUGAAAAGUAAAAGGGACAAAAAGAAGGAGAGUGUAGUGCCAACUAACCAAGGAAGUGGUAGAAGUGGACAGAGGAACUCUUAUCAAGAUGCAGGUAACGGAAGAAGUGCAUCUUUUAAAAGGGAGAGUGGAGGCAAUCAUGUGGCAAGAGGUUCUAGAACUCCCCCACCUGCCAUUAACAAAGCAAGAAACCUCGCAGUAUCUCGUGCAGUAAAGGUCUCUGGUCCUCCCAAUCUUCCGAGUGGGGUAAGCAAUCAUAAAGUUCAAGAUGAUUGCACUGCUACUGUGAACAAGGAACUUGCAGAGAAAAAUCAUCUUUCUAAGUCUGCUUCUUUCUCCGAGGAUUGUGUUGAGCCAGAGACGUGUAAAGCAAUUUCAGAACCAGUUGCUGUACCUGUAUCAGUUUCUGUUGUACAAAACCAUAUAGUACAAGAUGUAACUUCUGCUCAAAUCUCACAGCCUGUUGCGAACAACCAGCCAACAGAGUUGCAAUCAUCUGCACUUGGUCAAUAUGAUCCUUCUUUGAUUUCUGCUUCUCAUUGCAGUGGCCAGUCAGAUCAAGUCGUCACCAGAAAUGAGACUGCAUCCAGUAAAGUCAAAGCUCAAUCGCUUCACAAGUCAAAUGUUGGCGAACGGUCGCAUGUAACAUUUCCGUUCCACCUUCAGGUUGCUGAAGUACUUCAAAAUGGUCUGACGUUUGGCAGUUUUGAUUCUAAUAUUGUGAAAGAGGCAUCCUCUAACAAUGGUGCCAGUGGCGGUGAUGACUCAAAUUUUGAGGCUUCUCAUGUGACAAGAGAUGAUGAGGGAAAUUCUUAUCUCACUACCAAUGGUAUUCCUAGAGAAGGAGCAUCAUCUUUUUUUGAAGAUAACGAUCAUGGGAUUUCAAACUUAGCACCUGGAUCUGAGCUUGUGCUGCACUCGGAUCACGUUGUCCCACCUGUAGGAAAUGAACCGAGGGAGGAAGCUUUACCGAACACACAAACUCAUCAAAUUUCUUAUGGUCAAGAAGCUCCAUUCAGUGUGUUUGGUCUUGUCCCCUCGUUGUCAGCAUUAGGCCAACCCUUAAACACGGAAUCAGCAGAGACUCAGCCUGGAAAUUCCAAUGCUCUAGCUAUAUCAUCAGCAUCAUAUCCUCCAGAUCAGCGCUCCAUUGCAGCAGCGUCUCAUCUUUUUAGGCAACAAUACCAUCCCAGUUUCUUUCCUUACGGUCCUUAUUACCCACCGUUUUUUAUGCCACCACCAUACAUUCACCAGUACUUGAGCCCAAACGGAAUCCCUCAACAGUCUUAUUUUCCACCAGCAGCUGCUCUAGCUGCACCUACCCAUAUAAAUCCAGUAGGCGACACUGAGAACUCUCCCACCACAAAUCCAUCCCCACAUGCUUCUUCCACAGACGCUACUCACAUCCCAUCUGCAACCGUAUCAGAAAAUACUUCACCACUGACUGAAAGUGCAGCUGCGUGGAUAGUGCAGGGACUUGGCAACCUGCAGGUGAAUCCAAUGUACAACCUAGCCCUGCAAGGUCAGCCACUUGGUUUCCCAUACUUGCAUACUGGUCAUGGUGGGCUCAUGGGAAUACACCAACCAACACAGCCCAUGGCUGCUGCUUCAACUACAUAUCAGACCUUACCGCCACCGCCACACACCACAACGGCUAUGACUGAACCCAUAGGAAACCCACACAUUGCUUAUCAGCAACCUAAUCAGCAACCUCAAGCUGCCCUAACGAAUUGGGUCAACAACUAUUAG
Molecule: messenger RNA, 1944 nt
Organism: Arabis nemorensis
Lineage: Eukaryota; Viridiplantae; Streptophyta; Magnoliopsida; Brassicales; Brassicaceae
Source: the annotation of a GenBank genome assembly